This is a messenger RNA of Monopterus albus (swamp eel), 1225 nucleotides long. It is a transcript of the gene apoc2, whose product is annotated as apolipoprotein C-II. Gene Ontology annotation, cellular component: chylomicron. NCBI's taxonomy places the organism in Eukaryota, Metazoa, Chordata, Actinopteri, Synbranchiformes, Synbranchidae. The transcript has 4 exons. Bases 187 to 492 code for a protein of 101 amino acids. Gene Ontology annotation, molecular function: phospholipase binding; phospholipase activator activity. Gene Ontology annotation, biological process: lipid transport; positive regulation of phospholipid catabolic process; positive regulation of lipoprotein lipase activity. The record is from RefSeq and is a predicted model, not a curated record.
AUAGUGUCACACAUACACCCGCCAGACAAGGGCACAGCUUUAUCUCCUACAGAGUGCACUUUGGCUCUGGAAGAGACAAGUCAACAUAUCUACUCUCCUAUAUAAACUGGCCACGCCAACGGUGCCUCUUACUCCGUUUUCUUCAUCACGCUCAUUUCUGGGGAGGAAUACAACACGAGUGACAACAUGAAUAAGCUGCUGGUCGUUACUGUGCUUGUUGCACUCCUUGCUCUCAGUGCUGAAAGCUUUCGUGUGCCCAGGAUGGCUGAAGAGGAGCAAGGACAUACAUCUACAAUCAAAGACACUGUCAAGUCCUACUAUGACAAUGCUGUCAACACUGCCAGUGGAUACAUAGAAACCAUUAGGGACUUGAAGCUGGCGGAGAAGGCAAAAACUCUUUACACCGAUACUAGCACAGUGGUGAGCACCUACUUCGGUAUAAUGCAAGACCAACUUUACCACUUAUUUUACAACCAGCAAAAUGAUUCCUGAUGACCUCAGUAAAUUUUCCAACACCACAAGAACUUUCAAGCUCCACAUGAAAGGCCCAAACGUCAUUUGGCAUCAAAACCUCAAAACAGUGUCAUCAAAAAUAAUGUACCCAGUGCAUCUUGCUGCUUUCUUGAGCCACUGCACUGGUGGAAAAUGAUAACCAUCCUGCAGGGAGUGUGAUCCUGUGAAAAAACAACUAACAGCUUGCACAAAGGAAACUGAACAGAACAACUUGGCAAGCUCAAGACAAGGAGCAUGCAGCAUUUUAUGAAGAACCAACACAUUCCCCUAUUGGUCUAAGAAUUAGAAAACAGCCAGCCAUAAAAGUAGUGCAAAGAAUGUAAUGAUAUGUCGCCACCUACUGGUAGUUCAGUUUCCUCCUCGGCUCUAACGAACAUUCUACUGCUGCAUAAACUUAUAUGUUUGUGUUUUAUCUUGAAAUAAAAUAUUUAUACAAAAAAACUUGGGCUGGUGGUUGAUAUAUAAGAAUUCAGUUUAGUGUUGGAUAAAGUAAACUGUGCACACUCCUGUCUGUUUGUAUAAGACUGGUUCUGAUCCUGAUUCUGACCCAUGUUUCUAUUCAUCUCACUGAUGCAAAGGACCAGCAGAGCCUAAUCAGCUGCGGCAGCACCAAAACCGUAGCUUCUGUUGCUAUUAAUAAUUGAGGAAAAGAAACAAUGUGAAAAAUGCAAGUGUCAAGAAACCUACCAAGAUGAAUAAACAAUAGAAAUGG